AUGGUUGACUUUGAGCCUUUACUCGUUACAUCUCAGGCACCUGCACCACCAUCUCCGCGGGCUCCGUAUUCGGCGGGAAGCACCUCGUAUGGUCAGCCUCAAAAUACGAUGGGUACCUCAGCGCCCAACCAGGGAUCACAACAACAGACGCACACCACGCAGGUACAAGCACAGCCACAGCAACAGGCUCAGACGCAGCCACAACCACAACCACAACCACAACCACAACCACAGACACAAACACACGCACAAACACACCAAAAUACAACACAGCCGCAGACAAAAGCACACCCGCCACAACCCUCCCAGCGAACACACACGGGGCAGACACAAACGGCUACGCACACGGCACAAACGCAGCUGCACAAUGCACAGACCCACUCAUAUACAACUGCCACGCCUAUGUCAACUACUACUGGGCCGCGAGCUGGGCCUAGCACAUACACGCACACCACCCUGUCGACGCCACAGCCACAGCAGUCCGUCACACACAACGCAUCAUCGACACCGUUGACACAAUCACAGAAGCCGCAGACAGGGUACGCGCCAUCGUCAAGCACUCAGUCAGCCACAACAGCCAACCUACCGCAGAUGCAGCAAACAUAUUCCAAACCGGCUGUAAAUAGCAGCAAUGCAGGUAUGGGCAAUACCGGUACGACUAUGGGCAAUACCGGUACGGGAAUGGGUAGUACCAACACGGGUAUGGCUGUGGGGACGAACCCCUACCCACAGUACGCAAAACAGGCACCUACUACACAGGGGACACAACACACACAGGCUCAACCGCAAUCGCAGUCGAAGGCGAUGCAGACUCCGCCCCAAAGUACCGUGUCUAGAGUGCAGACGCAACCGCCGACACAGUCGUACGCACAGUAUCAACAGCCCAAAACGACCGCUGGAAAUAAUGGUGUUGGUGGGGUAGGUACAUCUGUCAACAGAUCCACCACACCCGUUGCCGUGGGAACGGGAGGGUCCAAUGUAUCGUCUGGGGUGCGGAAUACUGUGGGCAAUGGUACACACGCGAAGCCCUACGCUAUGACUAAUAGCGCGACGGGUGCAAAGCCUGGAACCCUACCCAUUCCCAGUAUGAACAAAGGCACUGCGUACGCCCAGCAGUCACAUGCUGGACAGGCUCACGCGAACACACAGAAUAGCUCGGGCUCUACUGGUGCACCAAUGACCACACCUUCUAGACCCGGGUUUGACUACAUCAAGAGACUCAUGGAUCACGUACGCACCAACCAUCCCACGAUAACCACUGCGCUCGAAGUAGUCAUCGACGAACUGCAUAUAAAGUUCAGACCGCAGCCGGUUGAGGAUCUCUUGCGGACUACCCAGGUUCUGCUGACGGAGUGUAUGCAGAGGGCCUUUUCGGGGGCCUUUGACUCUCAGUCUCCGCUGACUUCUCAUAAGCCCGUGCCAAGCAAUGUGGAGGUGCAUCUGACACGUCUCCAUGGUAACUUCAGCAACGAGAAAGUCGCGCCAUCGAUAGCCAUAUACGGCCCUGAUUUCGACCGUGACUUUGGUAAUCGCCCUCCGGAGGGCUACAAGCUCAUGUAUGUUAUCGAGAAACUACGCGAAUGGCACCAGCGGUUCCUGACAGAUGUCAAUGCGCUACCGCAGACGCAACCGCUGAGCUCUAUCUCCCGCCCGCUCAGCGUGUACCAGAAUGACGACCUCGACAUCCCGGGCGAGUAUCUGACGUACGAAAGCAUAUCCGUGGGCAAGCAGGUGAAGAUUGCGCGCUUCGAGUCGGAGGUGCAAGUGGUCAGGAAGCACAGCUCCACGCACAGACGGUUCAUUAUCCGAGGCGAUAACGGACGCCGAUACCCCUUCCUUGUGCAGCCUGUGCCGCAAAGGCAUGCACGUGCAGAAGAACGCGUGCUGCAGCUGUUCCGAGUCAUGAACAAGCUGCUAGACAAGCACAUUGAUUCGAGGAAACGCAACCUGUCGUUCUAUGCUCCUAGGCUAGUGUCGGUGUCGCACACGGCGCGCAUCCUGGAAGACAACCCCUCCAUGGUCUCUCUGGAAGACAUUUUUGCGGACUUCUGCGAAGCGAGGGGCAAGACUGUGGACUACCCCAUAAUGCUGACGUGUGAGAAGCUGUGCGAGUCGGAGGAAAAGAAAUUACACUCCAGUCUGCAGGACUUCAAUAUAGACAUGUACGACUACAUCAAGCGCAACUACGUGCCCAAUGAUAUCCUAAGCAAGUACAUAGCCAAGACGUUUGCGUCCCCGGUGGAUGUGUGGAUGUUCCGUAAGCGCUUCAUUGCGCAGUUGGCGGUGAUGUCCUUCCUCAAGUACACCAUGCACAUGGCGAACCGGUUGCCCCACACCAUGAUUAUAGCGCGUGAUACCGGAAACCUCUUAUCCACGGACUUGUACCCUAUGCUCAACUCGGAGGGCAAGAUAGAGGUCCCAGCCUCUGUGCCAUUCCGGCUCACGCCCACUAUCCAGCACUUCAUUACUGAUGCGGGUAUCAAGGGACCAUUUACCGCUAGCUUCCUGGCUACUGCGAGGGCUAUGACGGACUCGGAACAGCAUCUGACUAACUUCCUCAAUAUGAUGUUCAGAGAUGAGAUUGUGAACUGGCACGCAGGGCCAACUAACACGGGUGUUAAACUGCCCUUGUCCAACGAGCUGCUGAUAGAGAAGGCGUCGGCAAACGUCAACUCCAUGAUCAGCCGCAUGGUGGAUGUGGUGGUAACCCCGACCACACGCUCAGUAGAUACUGCAACGCAACCACAAACGACCCCUUUACCGCUUACCCACAAGGUGCAGGCUUUGAUAUCGCAGGCAACUGAUCCGGUCAAGCUGGCCAAUAUCGACAACACAUGGAUUCCCUGGUUAUAAAUGAGAGCAAUGGCGCAAGUACACGACAUCGCAGAGGCAUGUCGACGCAGAUGGAAUCCUUUAACAUAGAGGCACUUUGUUAUCACUCGUCAAUCCAUAGUUGAUGUUCCAUCAUCACGCAGGAAUGUAACAUCUUCUACAAAACUACAGCCAAAUUAUUGUAAUACUCAGGCAUCAUUGUCGAUCCAGGUGCUGUAUGUUGAGAUUGUAAAGAAAUAGGCUCUGGCGAGUUCUGGAAAUUCAAGCUCAAACCUAUUUUCGAGUUCUGAUAAGCUUCAAUUGUAGUAUAUUUACUUGAGACCAAUAGUGGAGGUUUUAGCUCCAAACACGAGCCAAAUAUAAACAAAAUAUAA
Molecule: messenger RNA, 3206 nt
Organism: Sphaeroforma arctica JP610
Lineage: Eukaryota; Ichthyosporea; Ichthyophonida
Exons: 11
Coding region: 1-2853 (950 amino acids)
Biological process (GO): regulation of DNA-templated transcription; DNA repair
Cellular component (GO): NuA4 histone acetyltransferase complex; SAGA complex; nucleus
Molecular function (GO): protein binding; transcription coregulator activity
Source: RefSeq, a predicted model, not a curated record